GGCCAGGAAAUGCCCGGGAGUGGGUGUCACCUGCCGAAACAACUUGUUGAUUCCUAGGAGUACAGUCGGCUCGCUCUGUGGCUCACCUGUCCCCAGGGCGCCGGGCCGCUCGCCCCCCACUGCCCAGCCAUGAGCAAGUUGGGCAAGUUCUUCAAAGGGACCCGCUCCUCCCGGGCCCGCGCCGCUCCCAGCCCCCAGGAGGCCCUGGCCCGCCUCCGGGAGACCGAGGAGAUGCUGGCCAAGAAGCAGGAGUACCUGGAGAACCGAAUCCAGAGAGAACUCGCCCUGGCCAAGAAGCACGGAUCCCAGAACAAACGAGCUGCCUUGCAGGCUUUGAAAAGGAAGAAGAGGCUUGAGAAGCAGCUCACUCAGAUUGACGGCACCCUUUCCACCAUUGAGUUCCAGCGAGAAGCGCUGGAGAAUUCACACACCAACACUGAGGUCUUACGGAACAUGGGCUUCGCAGCCAAGGCAAUGAAAGCAGUUCAUGAAAACAUGGAUUUGAACAAAAUCGAUGACUUGAUGCAAGAUAUCACAGAACAGCAGGACAUCGCCCAAGAAAUCUCAGAAGCGUUUUCUCAAAGGGUUCAGUUCGCCGACGGCUUUGAUGAGGAUGAGCUUCUGGCAGAACUUGAAGAACUGGAGCAGGAGGAAUUAAAUAAGAAGAUGACAGACAUGAAGCUUCCAAAUGUGCCGCCGUCUUCCCUCCCUGCACAGCCCAGUAGGAAGCCCACCAUGCCCUCCAACGUACAUCGAUCUCGGGCAGCGUCAUCUAGGAGGACAGAGGACGAUGAUGACUUCAAGCAGCUGGCUGCUUGGGCUACUUAAGCUGAAAUGGAAACUUUUGACAUCUAAAUUAGUGAACUACACAUACGAUGUAAAUGUUUUUGCAAAGCUUAGAAGUUAGCAGAGACCUCUUUCAUGAGUUAUUGUCUUUUAUGUAACAGUUAAGUCAUGUGUAGACUCAGUCAGGAAUGGAAAGGGGCUGAUAGCAUCAUAGAAGACCCUUCCAGACUGAUGGAGUCGGGACUAUCUGCCUUAUUCACUAUUGUAUUUCUAGUUCUGGUACAUAGUUGAUUCUUUGUAUAUAUGUAUUGAAAGAUUCUACUGACACUUAAUACAUAUUUCAGCAUAUAAGUCAUCCCUGAGUGAUAUGUACCUAGGGUGACUUGGGGAAAUGUCUAUGCAAAUCCACGGCUGCUGUGUGCAUCCAGGUCACCCAUGGUAAAUGUAAAUACACUUCUAGAACGGCUUUGAAGAGAAGUCAUCAGUGAGUUUAUGUAUAGAUACUUUCAAUUGAGUUUCACAGUUGAAAAAUCUUCAGGGAGCUGUAAUUGACAUUUAUUAUGCCGGUUGAGCUUUGAGUGGGGCAAUGUACGCAUCUCCCCAAAUGUCUGGAAGUACAAGCAUUUUAGCCUGCUGAGCAGGACUCUCCCGGGUGUGAUUCAGCCACUUAGGAAGCUGAGUGAACACUGGCAGGCCAUUACAAUGUUCAUCCUUUUCUGUUUUAUGCUCUCUCGCAUUCUAACGAAAGAAAACAAAAAAACCAAAUGCUUCACAGCAUGCAUUUUGUAAAUAUAUUAAAAUACUGGCAAUUAAAAAUAUAUCUUGAGUAAAAUUUUGCCCAUAAUUAUCUUGAAAUGAAAAUAAAUUAUAAAAGUAGGUAUUUAGCGCGCCAUAUCGUAGACUGUAAAAUGACAAAUAUCACAUUACAAGAUGUUCUGGUGUUCUGUGCACUGUUGAGCAAGGCUGUGCAGCAGGAAGAGUGCCAGGCUUGAGGUAGGAGUCAUGGGUUCCAGUGCCAGCUCUGCACCACCAUAGUGGUCUCUGAGCCCUUGUUUGGGCUUUGGGAAUUUAAGUGCUGGGCUGGACGGUCCCCAGUGGCCCCAUUCUGCCGCAGGUGCUUGGCAAUGGCUCUUUGUCCUGGCAUUCUUCCUGCCCUACACAACACACAUACCAAAUUCUCCUCCUCCUUUAAAUUCUGGCUGAAAUAUUCUGUCUUGGGAAAGUCUUUUUCAUUUCCCAGACUAAAUUUGAUCUUCCCACUUUUGCUUUUAUAGCGCCUUACUUUCUCUUAUGAUGUUUUUCAUGACUUCUGUCAACACUUAACCCUGCUGAGCUGUGGUAGUGUGAGGGACGAGACUAUGUUUUUAAUAGUCUAUGUCCAGGGCUCUUCAAAAUCUCACAUGUACCGUAGGUAAGUCUGUCUGUAUUUAUUCAAUGCUCAGCAACUGACAGACUGGCAGGAUUUGCCGCGUCCCUUAAACAGUGAUAAAUUGGACCAAGCCUGUGAAGCAAAGUAUAGGACUAAGGCAACAGUGUUAGACACUGAAGUAAAGACAGCACCGGUCAGUGAUGCCCAAGAGAAGGGAGGCUGAUGCAGUAUGCACUUCCAGUGUCCUGGCUCGUGCACAGCCCAUGUUCCUGGUGAGUGCUGCAAGCUGGGAGAUAAGGUCGGGGAGGGGGGGGCACACAAAGUCUCCACCAGACCUGGGAAAGAGCUAGUAAAGCGAGUGAAUUCUAAUUAUGCUUAAUUUUAGUUAAUGUAAUUAAAAAACUGUUCUCAGUGCUUUUAUUAGAAGCAUUGACGUAUUUCCGCACCUUAGCUCUGCCUUUUUAACUGUUAAAUUUGUGAAGUCUAUACGUGGGCCAGUAUUUUCUGUCCAUGUGUGUCUUUUCCCCUCCCUCCCUUGUCCCCUCUCGCAGAGGUUUUGGGUCAGAGCCUCACUAUGUAGCACAUGAGUUCACUUUAUACCUCAGGCUGACCUUGAACUUCUCUCCUCUGGUUUAGUCUCUGAAGUCCUGGAAUUAUGGGCUCUCACCAUUGUGACCAGCAUUGGGCAGAACAGAAAUUUACAGCUGAUCUGAGAUGCACUCUAGGUGUAAAAUACCAAUUAGAGUUCAAAGGCAGCGUGUAAAAGUGUAAAAUAUUUCAUUAUUAAUUGCAUAUUGAUUGUAUGUAGAAGUAUUAUUUUAAAUGCAUUGCAUUAAAUAAAAUACAUUGUUGAA
Molecule: messenger RNA, 3009 nt
Organism: Mesocricetus auratus (golden hamster)
Lineage: Eukaryota; Metazoa; Chordata; Mammalia; Rodentia; Cricetidae
Gene: Chmp4c
Product: charged multivesicular body protein 4C
Exons: 5
Coding region: 130-828 (232 amino acids)
Biological process (GO): late endosome to vacuole transport via multivesicular body sorting pathway; vesicle budding from membrane
Cellular component (GO): multivesicular body; ESCRT III complex; cytoplasmic side of plasma membrane
Source: RefSeq, a predicted model, not a curated record